CUGAUGCUUUCUUUUCAGAGAUGAAUGCCAAGAAAAUUACCUUUGAAGAGUUCCUGCCCAUGCUGCAAGCAGCUGCUAACAACAAGGAUCAGGGUACCUAUGAAGACUUUGUUGAAGGUCUGCGUGUUUUCGACAAGGAAGGCAACGGCACAGUCAUGGGGGCUGAACUCCGCCAUGUACUGGCCACACUGGGUGAGAAGAUGACAGAAGAGGAAGUAGAGGAACUGAUGAAAGGUCAGGAAGACUCCAACGGCUGCAUCAACUACGAGGGUACGUGUGGCAGUUCAACACCCUCUCAUCCUACCUUUCGUCCCUGA
Messenger RNA from Meleagris gallopavo (turkey), 317 nucleotides. NCBI's taxonomy places the organism in Eukaryota, Metazoa, Chordata, Aves, Galliformes, Phasianidae. The record is from RefSeq and is a predicted model, not a curated record.